GUCAAAGUGACCUUGAACGAUUUAAAUGUAAUCUCGGUAGGCGAGUAUAUAACGUUGGGAGAGAGAAUCUAUCAUUUAGAGGGUUUUCUGUUUUGAAUUUCCGAGAGACCUAUUAAAAGUCCGAAAAAUUGUCUGGUAAUCUGCUCUAAUUUAAAAUGAGUUCAGACUGGAAUUCGUUACCAGUCCAAUUAUCUGAAAGCAUACUAAAAGCUAUUGAUGCAUUAGGAUUUAAAGAAUCUCUGCCUGUUCAGCAAUAUGUUAUCCCUCUCCUAUUAAAUUCAAAAGAUGUUGCAGCUGAGGCUAUCACUGGUUCUGGGAAAACUUUGGCAUUUGUUAUUCCCGUUUUGGAGAUAUUAUUAAAAAGAAAACGCCCAUGGCAAAUAUAUGAAAUUGGAGCUUUGAUUCUAUCUCCUACCUGUGAAUUAGCAAUUCAAAUAUAUGAGAUAGUGUUACACUUUAUCAAAUAUGUCAAUGCAAACUCCAAUGAGUAUAAUUUCUCAGCGCUUGUCUUCACUAGUAGUGGACGUUCUAGUGGAGCUACAACAAAAUUUCAAGACUUCAAUAAUUUUAAAGAAAAAGGUUCCACUAUUCUUGUUGCUACACCUGGACGGUUAACUGAUUUAAUUUUGGCUGGUGCAAUUGUUGACUAUGGAUUAGGUAAUAUGGCUAAUCCUAUUAUCCGUGGACUUCGAAGUAUGGAGGUUUUGAUACUUGAUGAAGCUGAUCGUCUUCUAGAAAUGGGAUUUGAAUCACAAAUCAACACAAUCUUAUCCUUCUUGCCUAAACAACGAAGAACAGGACUAUUUUCUGCAACUCAAACAACUCGUGUUGAAGAUCUUGUAAGAGCUGGACUCCGUAAUCCAGUUCGUGUGACCGUGAGUCAACAAACACAGAAAGAAUUAGAAUGUGCGAAUAAUCAGUCUCUGCAACAACGCAUUCCAUCUGCCCUUCAAAAUUUCUAUACAAUUGUUGAAACAGAUGAGAAAAUUUCAUUAAUUGUACGAUUUAUUUUAAUGCAUAGAAAAGAGAAAAUCUUAAUAUUUUUCGCUACAUGUGCAUGUGUAGAUUAUUUUUAUUGUAUACUUAAAGGUUUACUAUCAUUGAAACAAUCAAAACGUAUACAAAGAUUACACGGAAAAUUGAAUAAAAAACGAUUUGAUCUUUUCACAAAAUUUAAAAAUACAUCUAACGGAAUAUUAUUGUGUACUGAUGUAAUGGCUCGAGGUAUAGAUGUACCACAUAUUGAUUGGGUUAUUCAGUGUGAUCCACCAACAAAUGCAAAUGAAUUUGUUCAUCGUUGUGGUCGAACCGCUAGAUGUGGACUUGAAGGCAAUGCUUUAUUGUUUGUUACUUCUCAAGAAGCUGCAUAUAUCAAUUUCCUUCAUAUUAACCAACAAGUAAAUUUAUUACAUAUGGAACGCGAUGAACUUAAUCAACAUAUAGCUCCGUUGACUACAGUCGAUACGAUAGAUUCUAUCACUGAACGAAUUCGAAAUCUUUGUAAAAAAGACAAACUAUUACAUGAGAAAGCAAUACGUGCAUUUGUAUCGUAUGUUCAAUUUUAUCGAAAACACGAAUGUAAUUUACUACUGAAUUAUAAAAAAUUGGAUUAUGGUCGAUUAGCCAACGGUUUUGGACUUUUAAAACUCCCAUCUAUGCCAGAAUUACGAACUGGUAAUGUUAGUUCAUUUAAUCCAUCAAAUGUAGAUAUAUCAAAAUUAACUUAUCGGGAUAAAAGUGUAGCUAAACAGCGUGAAUUAAUGCAGUCAUCUGAUAAAACACAUGGAGAAAAUAAACCUAAAUGGUUAAUUAAAAAGGAAAAAAAUAAAGCAUGGAUUGCCAAAAAGAAACGAGCACGUAAAAUUAAAGCAUUAAAGAAACAACAUUUAGUUAAUGAAUCUUCGCACCCGGAAAUCUGUGAAAAGAAGAAUAAGGAGAUAAUAGAAACUAAACAGGAGAAUAAUGUAAAAGAUAUUGAUGAAUUACUUGUCGAUUAUAGAUUGUUAAAGAAAUCGUAUAAGGGGAAGAAUAAACUACUAAUUUAUUUCUCAUCACAAGUAUCUAACAAGACAUUUUACUUAUGAGAAAUCGAAUAAACUUGUAGGAUUCAAGUUUAAGAUUGGUAUUAAUACGUCUACCCAAAGUGUUAGAAUAAUAGAUCUAACCUAAGGUUGUUCACUUAACAUGAUGGAACGCAAUCUCACGCCUAAAUCACUUCACUAACUGUACCGGCUCACCCCAUUCUGGUAAUUAUCUUUAUUGUUUAUAAAAACUUUUGAAUAAUACAGUUAGGCUGGUGAUAGAACAAUAUAUUUAUUAUAAAGAGAGAUUAAUAGCAAACAAGCUAGAGAGGUCAAUUCAUACAAUUUUGUUAAUUUUCCUCGCAUGGACUUUUUUGACCAUUAUUUUUCAUCAAGUAUUCAACGGCCAGUGUAAGUCUUCAAAAUUAGUGUACUUUUUUCUCUAAGGGUGAUUUAUGGUAACGACUAAGUGUUAUUCCAUUUUCACUACAAACAACUGUGUGACAACCUUUGCACAUCCUGUAAGACUAACAGAUAUGGUCUGUAAAUGUAAUUUGAGUAGUUGUACUACAGGUAGUUAAAAAUUGUACUUUGAUAACUAAAAAAGGGGAACAAUUAACAAGUGGUGUGUAUGCGCACUAUUGUAACGGACGCUAUUCACGAAUAAGUUUGUAAGUAGGGUGAAGCGGAACGUGGCAUCGAAGUUGCAACAAUUGUCAGACGAAAUGAAGAGUUUCAGGGCAUCGAAAGCACGACGCUAGCGAAGCACACUGAAAGAUGGAAAAGGACGAUGUUUAUUAUGUAAGUACUUUGUGACUUCUCACAAUGAAGAUACAUUCCUAUUGCCUUAUUUUACACUAUCUCUGGAAAUUUUAAUAGGUUUUAGAAGGGUUUAUUAUCUAACAAUUGGUCACUAUACUCAGUUGCCUCAACCUCUUUGUUCGCCUGCAUCAGAGUACAUGAAAUCAUUUAUUUACACACACGCUUUAAAAGUGAUAAGUGUUCGAUACCGUGAACAGAAAAAUAAAAUAUGUCUGUAAACUUAUUGUUCGUUUGGGUUGUAUAAGAAUCAGUAUAUAGCUUGGUAAAAUAGGUAGAUAGGUAGCUUAAUUCAUUAUAGCCAAUAUAAUUGACAUAAAUAAAAAAAACUCUCCAUUUCGCUCUAAUUAUUGAUCUUCACUUGAUUUGUAGUCGUACUUCUCUUGUUUCUCUUUGCAGUUUCCUACAUAAUUUUUUUAUUUGUUUCCACUUGUUCGUUGUUGUUUUUAAAUCUACAAACUUGAUAGGAUUUUGCAUUGUGUGUCGGACUUUGCUUUGAUGCCCAUGGUUAUCUAGUCUUGAGUUAAUUACUUAGUUGUAAAUCUACUAAUUAAAUGAUCAAGUUUGUUUUCUAAGCUGUACGAUCCGAAAUAUAUCUGUAAUAAAUUCAAAGUCAAUAUAUAAAUUAUAUGUUUGUCUAGCCCUCCGCCAGACCUGAGGGUUCUGGAUCUGAUUCUCAGUGAGAUCGUAAAUGCACACUUUUGUGAUGCCUCAGACUAAUCUCCAUCUAAUGCUUUCUAUUUUGUAUAGUUAUUCCAACUAAGUUCUGUUUGUGUUAUGAAGCUGUGUAAUUUAACAAUUCCCAGAAACUUAUAGAAGAAUAAUAAUCAUGCGAUUACUAGUGCCCAGUUUUAUGAGGUUAUUUUCAAAGUUCAUGUGAAAGUUCGUUAUCGAUAGAGUUUAACCAUGUUGAGUAUGUGAGACAGUCGCAAUAUAGAAGAGAAUGUGAGAUAAUUGUGUAAAAUCGCAAAUUGCAUGCUUAUUAGAAUUGCAAUAUAAUCAGUUCUGUUCACUAAUUGACUAGAUAGUUCUAAGUGUAUGGUUAUAGUAAAUGAAGGAUUAUGAGUUGUAAGAACUGUGUUAUAUCUCUGUCUAUAUAAUAAAUUUUGGAAAUGUUUCUGGACUAUUCCCUAAUAUGCGUAGGCAGUAAUGUCAUCAGCACUAAUUUGAAUUUAAUAGAUAUUUUAUUUUUGGUAUUUGUAGAUCAAGGAAAAGUGAUUAAUAACUUCUACUGAUAUACUCGUCAUGCCACAAGGAAGAAACAAAUUGGAAUUUGCCUUUUAAGCCACUAACACCUUUCUGUAUAUGUUCAUUGACUAUCAAAUACCUAGCCUUUUGUAAAUAAAAGAAUACUUAUACCAUAUAUUAAAUGUUAACAAAGACAUAUUUUGGCGUAUCUUUAUUUUUUAUUGUAAGUCUUUUUAUACUGCAGGUUUAUCCGCGUAUCGAGCUUCCGGAAAUCUGAGACUGUGGGGUUCUUCAACCGUCA
Messenger RNA from Schistosoma bovis, 4329 nucleotides. The record is from the annotation of a GenBank genome assembly. NCBI's taxonomy places the organism in Eukaryota, Metazoa, Platyhelminthes, Trematoda, Strigeidida, Schistosomatidae.